AUGGUGAAGUGUGUGGCAGUGGGUUGUGUGUCAGGUUAUAAAAGGAAAAAAAAUCCUGUCGAAAAAGUCUUUUUCUAUUACGUACCUAAGGACGAAAAAACAAUUAAAAAGUGGCAAAUUGCAAUUUUACGUGACGAUAUCACUUUGAAAGCAGGAGACGCAGUAUGCGAAAAACAUUUUCGCAAGACUGAUUUUAUUUUUGAAAGACCGAUAACAAGUUCUGACGGAACUGUCAUAGGCAAGACUGUGCUGAAAAAACCAGAAUUAAAGAAAGAUGUUUUACCAAGUUUGAACUUAGGACGAAAGGAAAAACCUGAAGCGAAACCAAGGUCAUUAUUUCUGAAACGUACUCGAGAUAGGAAUAUUGUUGAUGAACCGAAAGGCAGUAAAACAAUAAAAAUUUCUGAAGAUAAAAUAAGAGAAGUUUCGGAAAAAAGUGCCGUUGAUGCGAGUGAUGCGACAAUUAAUGUCGAUGAAGACGAAGUGUUGCCUGAGGAGAAUAAGACUUUGUUUCAGCAAAUAGCUGAAGAUGAAAAAAGUGUAGUCCUGCCUUGUGGAUGGCUUCGAUCAAAUAUCACUUGUAAUCACGAAAAUGGAAUUAGUUUCGUAAAAUUAAUCGGAAUUAAAGAAAAAAAUGGGCAGAUUCAUUCUGGCUGUCAUAAAACAGUUACUCUUGACGAAGAUAUGAAUAUUUUCAUUUAUAUUAAUGGGAGACACAUGGAAAAUGUUAAUUUUGGUUUUUCAAGUAAUAAAUUUGAAAGCGUAGAAAAUUUAUCACAUGUCCUCGAAACAGUGGAUAAAUGUCAAAUUUGUCAAGGUAGCUUCAAUAUAGAAAAUAAUGUCAUUAAUGCCAGUCUUUUGCAGUCGUUUACGUUUAUUGAUGGUAUCAAUAUCUUAAGGAAUAAAUGCUGUCCUAUCAUACUACAAGAAGGUUUAAAGCUGAAAGGUCGUCACAAUCAAUGCAAUUAUUGUAAAAAUGUUGGACAUGUGUUGAAUACUAAAAUUAUUCGUCGUCAAAGGAACAGGAACUCGAAAUAUUUUCUUUCAAAAGACUUGAGUCCGAAAAAACGAGCGCAACUUGAAAAAAUAAAAAAAAUAGUUAAAAAUACGGGUCGAGUGAAGGAAAGAGCUCAAGCUACUAUUCGACUAUUAAAAGCAACGGUAAAAGAAUCACAAGAAAAAUUAAGUAAAACUUCUGACGAUUGCGUGGAUAAAAUGUUAUCUGAAAAUUCAAAUAUUAGCCCGAAUGAGCAGUUAGCUAUUAAGGAAAUUUUAAAAGCAUCCAAAGUUAAAAGUGCAAAAGGUCGAAGGUAUUCAGAUGACUGGAUCAUUCUCUGCCUCCUACUACACAUGCGGUCACCUGUAACGUACAGAAUGAUUUACGAUAAUAAAAUCUUAUCUGUACCCUGCGUCAGAACAAUUCGGAGGUACCUUGCUUAAAUAAUUAAAAAUACAAUAUUAAAAUAAU
This is a messenger RNA of Leptopilina boulardi, 1468 nucleotides long. RefSeq lists its product as uncharacterized. The record is from RefSeq and is a predicted model, not a curated record. NCBI's taxonomy places the organism in Eukaryota, Metazoa, Arthropoda, Insecta, Hymenoptera, Figitidae. The coding region runs from base 1 to 1440 and encodes 479 amino acids. Gene Ontology annotation, molecular function: sequence-specific DNA binding. The transcript is spliced from 2 exons.